AUGUCGUGUAGGCAGGUGGUGAAGCGUGUUAAUUACAAGGCUAAAGUGAGAGAGCCUGGGACUCCUGGUGUUUUAAUUAUGACGGACAACAAGUUUGCGUUCAGGCCAAAUGGUCACACGUCCGCCGCGAAACCAGCGCUCGAUGUGGAGUUGAAACAAAUUAUAGGUAUCAAAAACACUGAGGAGGGAGGAGAUAUACCACCUUGGCUUCAUCUCAGUGAAAAGGACAAAACUUACAUCUUCGAGUUUGCGAGUUUUUGCGAUCUUCAUGAAUGCCGAGAGUUUGUAGCCAAUGCCCUUGCUAAGUGUCGACAAGCUGCAAAACCUACUUCUUCUGAUGAACAAAUCAGUACAACAGAAAUAAUGCACCUUAUGAAGCUAUUACAAGAAGACAGUGAAUUGCAGAGGCUUCAUGUGCAGUAUGUAAUUAGUGGUGUCUUGACAGAAGCUGAGUUCUGGGCAGCUAGGAAGAAGUUUUGCGAUUAUGGAGAUAGCAACCCAAAGCCGAAGCAACGGGUGGUUUUAAAAGCUCAAUGA
Prunus armeniaca (apricot) is the source of this 537-nucleotide messenger RNA. NCBI's taxonomy places the organism in Eukaryota, Viridiplantae, Streptophyta, Magnoliopsida, Rosales, Rosaceae. The record is from the annotation of a GenBank genome assembly.